GAAGAACUGAUGGACGAGGAAGACGACUAUUAUGAUCAAGUAGCCGUCGAUAAGAACAAUUACGAAAAUGAUGAAGAACCAGAAGAACCAAGUUCUGUUUUGGGUAUAGACGCUGAUUACGAAGACUGUCAGGAAUUACGUAGAUUACCACACGAAGAACGCCUGAAAGCUAUUGAAGACAUGUGUGAACUAUAUACCAAUAUUGAUGGCUUCAGCGAACAGUUUAAGUUGGUAGAUAAACUGGGUGAAGGUACCUUCUCAGCUGUUUAUAAAGCUAUCGAUUUGAAGCAUCACGAUUAUGAUAACAGUACUUGGUUUACUAAAGAGCAGGUUGAUUCACGACAGUUGAGGGAGCGCUCGAAAGUUUAUGUAGCCUUAAAGAGGAUCUAUGUUACUUCUUGUCCAUGGAGAAUACAGAAUGAACUUGAAAUGCUCUAUCAAUUGAGAACUUCAAAAUAUGUUUCUAGUCUGAUAACGGCGAUUAGACAUGAAGAUCAAGUCGUGGCUGUAAUGCCAUAUCAUCCAAACAAUGAUUUUAGGGAAUUCUACCGACAUUGCGAUUAUAUGACAGUUAAGAAUUACUUUAGGUCGCUCUUUAGAGCCUUGAAAGACAUUCAUGAACAGGAGGUUAUCCAUAGAGAUGUCAAACCUGCUAAUUUUCUUUUCUCGUUGCAAGAUCAGAAAGGAGUACUUUGCGAUUUCGGUUUGGCGCAGUACAUGUUGACGCAAAACAGCUGGACAGAUCAUUGUCAUCACACUAUACCAACAGAGGAAUACCCACUUGGACAGAAUAAAUUGACUAAUAAAAGCAUACGCACUGAAAAGGAUACAAGGGCGAUUAAUAAAACCUCAGAGGCGAUCAAAGAGGCUGAACGACGCAUGAAUGAUCCUAAAAGUAAUGUUGGAUAUAGUACAGAUGAGAGAAGACCAGUUGUGAGAGCUAACAGAGCAGGUACAAGAGGUUUCAGAGCUCCCGAGGUGUUACUUAAAUGUCAGGACCAGACUACAGCUAUCGAUAUAUGGUCAGCUGGUGUCAUCUUGUUAUCUUUUCUUAGUAGGAGAUUCCCAUUUUUUAACUCAAAUGACGAUAAUGAGGCAUUGGUUGAGCUGACGACCAUUUUUGGCCUUAAGAGAAUGAAUAGAUGUGCGGAAUUACACAAUAGAAGCAUCCUUUCAAAUUUACCAUCAAUACAACAUCAAGGCAGGCAUUUACAUUUACUCAUAUAUCAAUUAAACCCUUUCAUAUUCCCAAGACCGCCUUCUGCAUGGCAUUAUGAUAUCAAGGAAGAGGAGAACAAGGAUAUUUUCGACCUCUGUAAUGUUGACUUUGACGACGAGAUUAAAGAGAGUCUUGAGAAGAGUCUUAAAACACAGUUUACACAAGCUUGGCCAGAGACUGAACUAUAUAAUGCGAUCGAUCUCCUUAAGAAACUUUUCACAUUGGAUUGUACCCGAAGGUUAACAGCAUCACAGGCAUUACUCCACCCUUUCCUUGUUUAA
Molecule: messenger RNA, 1500 nt
Organism: Wallemia mellicola CBS 633.66
Lineage: Eukaryota; Fungi; Basidiomycota; Wallemiomycetes; Wallemiales; Wallemiaceae
Product: kinase-like protein
Exons: 3
Coding region: 10-1500 (496 amino acids)
Biological process (GO): mitotic DNA damage checkpoint signaling; protein phosphorylation
Cellular component (GO): nucleus
Molecular function (GO): ATP binding; protein serine/threonine kinase activity
Source: RefSeq, a predicted model, not a curated record